GAAACCGGAACCGGUUUGUAUCCAACAUGGCGCCAGUUUAUAAGUUGUGAGCACGGAUGUAAACAAAAGUCUUUUCUUAGCUGUAAACUUUGUUUUCCCUUUGUCAUUUCCAGGAGCAAUUAACAUUCAAGGCUGACAUUUUGACUGUUUCGGAGAACCUUUAACCCAAAACAAUGAUUGAGAGUGUCCAGGCUAGGCAACGUGGAGCCUUUAACUUUGCUGAUCAUUACGACAAUCUCUGUGCCUUGCAGGACAGUGUACCCCUUCCGUCUGUCAAGGCUCAUUUGGGCCAAGGAGUCGUAGAUAUAAAUGGUGACAGAGUUCGAUUGACAGAUUGGCAACCAAUUAUAAAUACAAUAAAAAUUAAUAAAAGUCUUCAGUUCAUUGCUGUCAGAAGUUACUACCAGCACCCAACAGAGGAUGAAGCCAAGAAGACACCAAUUAUGAAAAGGAAGCUUCCAUCCAUCAGGUCGAAGGAGAUAACUCAUCGUCUUGUGAAAGCACUCAAAGAAUGCUUGUUUGUCUCCCCUACGCUGACCUGCAUAGAGUUACAAGGGCUGGCUCUCAGAGAGAGGGACAUCCAGGUUUUUGUCAAGGGUUUGUUAAAAAGUACUGUUCUAAGGCAUGUUUCUUUGGAGUACUGCAGGAUUGGAGACUUGGGGCUUGAAGUCCUCUGCAAGGGAUUAAAAAACACAAAGAACAUCAACUCAGUUAAUUUGACUGGUUGCAGCCUGUCGAGUCGAGGUGCGGAAUUAUUAGCAGCAGUCAUUAAGCACCAGGGCAUGCAGCGGCACAACGAAGCUUGGAGGGACAGCCUCAGGUACCGUAGGCCUGAUCUGGACCGCAUGUCCGGCAUUCGGCGUAUCACGGCCAACAACAAUCCGAUGCUCGGGGACGAUGGGGCCAAGGUGUUGGCCGAGGCUCUUAAAGACGACCUGUGGCUUAAAGCUCUGGAUCUCCAGUCGUGUGGUAUCGGGGCCACCGGUGCUAAGAGUUUCCUGGACGUUCUCAGGUACAACACAACCAUAGUCGUCCUUGACCUCAGGAUGAACCCGCUUAUCAACCGUGAGCUGCUACACUCUGUCAUGGAACAACUCAUGCUGAACUGCAAGGGCGAGGACAGUGAGUACAAGUGGAUAAAAGUUGAGGAGCUGGAGGAUCAGACAGCUAAACUGGCGGUGAAGACAAGACGAAGGGCAACCAAAGUUCUCAACUCCAGCCUGGGCAAGAAGACAACUAUCAAGAGCCAAUCAAUAUCUUGCGUCUGCUGUGGCAAUAGGGUCACUCCAACCAGUGCCAAACGUAAAGGUAAAGCAAGAUGUGUCUCUAGGAAACUGGACGUUGAGCCAAGUCCUGGGCUUCCUUGGAGGACAGCUGCCAGGGCCAAUAGGUUCAGAGGUCAUCCACCGGACACAUCCAAGUUCUUGACCCAGCCCUCACCAGACGUGUCCACCUCCCUCCUGUUCAACCCACCAGACAAAAGCAACGAGAGCAGAACUAGCAUUGCAGCCAGUGCCAACCCAAGUGCAGAGGCAGGCCUCAGCAGCAGCCGAUCAAGACUUAUUGAGGCAGCCGCUGCAGAAGCUAUGAAAAAGCUGGAAGACAGCCAUCUGUCCUUGGAUCUGACAAACGAAAAAGAAGUUUUGAUUGAAUUAGAACAGAUGAGGAGACAUUUGAAAGAGGAAAGGACAGCAAGAGCCAAAGCUGACCAAAGAGUUCUACAGCUGAUGCUGGAGAAUCGCCGCCUCCAUGAGACUAUAGAGGUACUGGAGAAGUGCCAGCAGCCAAGCCACAGGCUCUUGGAGGAUGAGAGCUUCUUGGAGAGCAUUGAGACUUCAUUCAAACAGUUCCAUGGCUUCAUCGACAUGUUGAAGGAGGCAGGCCUUGGUCAACUAGUCACUAUGGCCGGCCUUGACCAGUCGAAGAUGCCCUUUAGCCAAAGCCAGAAAACAGUCGACCCUGUACUCAAGCAGUACAGCAAUGGUAAAAUCUCAUCGCCGCCAUACGCAAAUUUGCCAGCGGGAAGCUCUGAAGCCAGACAUUACCAGAAGCCCAAUGGUCACUCUGUUCAGAUGUCCAGAGACAUUCCAAAAGAUCCCACAAUGCAAAGUUCUAUUUAUGUUGAUGAAAGUGAACUGGCCAGACAGGAAGCAGAUGAGCUGUACUCCAGGCUUGUCAAAGAAACUAGAGGUGUCUUAAAUCAAGACUCACAGGCCUCAGUCUGGACCAAACCAGGGGACAUAACAAAGAGCGGAAAGAUUACUGAAGGUGUUGAUAAGUUUUCUAGUAACCCCACACAUUUCAUGGAUGACAGUCAGGUGAUAGCAGCAGACGACUCACUCCUACAGGUGGAUCCAGAAGGAGGCGCUCAAAUCCUAGAAUCUUCAGCUCUUGAAUAUCAGGCGGAGAGUGAGAGCGACCAACAAGAGCAGGACAGUGAGGACAAUCCGGACGAAAGCAACGAUGACUUCUAGUUUGUAAAUGUCUUUAGAUAAAGUAUAGUCUCAUUUUUUCCACAGGAUCGCUGAGCUCUCUCUUGGUAGUGAUGAUAUUUCUUUACAGAGAUUAGGAUUUCAUAGUUGUAUGAGACAAGGCACUGUCUUUGAUUCUGAAUAUUAAGAAUAAGUGCAGUUACAAGACAAUGCAAACCUUUUCAUGACCUACAUAUUUUCCAACAACUGAUGCAGACAAAUCAGUUGGUUAUAUAUGUAUAUAUUAACAGGAGGCUUAAAUUGAUCUGACAUUUUUAAUUAUUAUUAUGAUUUUGUAUAAAUGCCUCUUAAUGUAAUUUCAUUAUUUCAUACUC
Biomphalaria glabrata is the source of this 2806-nucleotide messenger RNA. RefSeq names its product centrosomal protein of 78 kDa-like. The coding region runs from base 174 to 2474 and encodes 766 amino acids. The transcript has 18 exons. The record is from RefSeq and is a predicted model, not a curated record. NCBI's taxonomy places the organism in Eukaryota, Metazoa, Mollusca, Gastropoda, Planorbidae. Gene Ontology annotation, cellular component: centrosome. Gene Ontology annotation, molecular function: protein binding.